Molecule: messenger RNA, 1209 nt
Organism: Aspergillus versicolor CBS 583.65
Lineage: Eukaryota; Fungi; Ascomycota; Eurotiomycetes; Eurotiales; Aspergillaceae
Exons: 2
Coding region: 1-1209 (402 amino acids)
Source: RefSeq, a predicted model, not a curated record
AUGGCAACCUUGCGGAAUCCAGCCAGCUCUAGCUCCACGGACAGUGAUGCCUCAGAUCGGUCAAAGAGCACAGCACCCACGAUCUACAGUGAGCCCAUGUCGAAACUCCGAGCAGAGGAGAUGGAUAUUUACGACGAUGAUGACACGGACGAGGAAGACGGCGUAAACUCGACAGCCUCUGCUUCAACAUUUGGAUCAACUGACACUUCAACUGACCACGAUGAGAUUGACAAUCUUCCGCUGUAUGCGGUGACGGAUCGCAAACGCGAUAUGUUUCUAACAGAUGUGAUGCCAUCUAGCUCCUCAACUUUUGGCAAACUGUUUCCUUCUUGCCGGAGGUUGCUUAUCCGCCAUGACGAUGCAACUCUCGACGGCAACAUGAACCUCCGUGUGGAUACGAUGGUUCCGCACCGUGCUGGCUACCAGCAAGACGUAAUCCUUUUUCAUCUACGCAUGUAUGACUUGUUCACCAGAAAAUUUUCCUUUCGUCGCUAUUUUCGGGAGUCGGGCCGCGAGGUUUGCCAUACAGAGAGGAGGGCGACAUCAUCAAACUGUGACAAGCCGGCGAUGCUUCAACGCUCGUGGAGUAGUGUGUUGGCUAGUCUGCGACCAGGAUCGAGCGGGCUCGGACCCCUCUCAGGCGCGCACCACAAACGGCGAGGAUCUGAGCAGAACAAUGUGUUCGAGGAAGACGUCAAUGGAUCCAGGAGCGGCAUCGAUCGGCCGGCCACGCUCGCUGAUAGCAUCAUGAUGGAGUUUUCGAACUACGCGCAUGUAGAACUGAAGCGGAGAGGUGCCGGCAUGACAAAGCGAUACGAGUAUGAGUACUGGGGUACCAAAUACCAAUGGAGGCACGAGUCACGGAGAGAAGGCGACCUACGUGAAGUCUCCUAUCACCUUGUCAACAUGCGGACAUCCCAAAAGGUUGCGCAUAUCGUCCCCGAGAUUUUGACUCCGAUGGAAGCGAUCGAUGAGGAGAGAAAGGGAGGCUGGAUCCCCCCCUCCUCGAUGUGGAUCAGUGACACCUCUGCAUAUAAGAACAUGCAUGACGUUGCCGAUGUGAUUGUCGCCACAGGCCUGGUAGCACUGGUCGACGAUUGCAUACGCCGGCGAUGGCACCGGAGCGGCCCUUCCCAAUUUAUGCUCCCGAUCCGAUCCUCCUUCUCAAAACCGAAGCGACUUCUUGACGAGGUGUUCCAUCGAUCCUAA